Molecule: messenger RNA, 912 nt
Organism: Grus americana (Whooping crane)
Lineage: Eukaryota; Metazoa; Chordata; Aves; Gruiformes; Gruidae
Gene: NPAS4
Product: neuronal PAS domain protein 4
Exons: 6
Coding region: 1-912 (303 amino acids)
Biological process (GO): regulation of transcription by RNA polymerase II
Molecular function (GO): protein dimerization activity; RNA polymerase II transcription regulatory region sequence-specific DNA binding; DNA-binding transcription factor activity, RNA polymerase II-specific
Source: RefSeq, a predicted model, not a curated record
AUGCUCCGCUCCACCAAGGGCGCCUCCAAGGCGCGGCGGGACCAGAUCAACGCCGAGAUCCGCGCCCUGCGCGACCUCCUGCCGCUGCCCGAGGGCGACCGCCCGCGCCUCUCCUACCUGCACGUCAUGGCCCUCGCCUGCAUCUACACCCGCAAGGGCGCCUGCCUCCCGCGGGGAGCACCCAUGGAGCUGCUGGGGGGUCCGGAGCUGGCCGACCUGGUGGCGUCGUUGCCCGGGUUCCUGCUGGCCGUCACCCGCGAGGGGAAGCUGGUCGGCGUCACCGACAACGUCGCGCAGCACCUGGGGCACUCCAUGGUGGACCUGGUGGCGCAGGGUGACAGCAUCUACGAUCUGCUGGAUCCAGCCGAUCACCCCCUGGUGCGACAUCAGCUCACCCUGCCCGGACCCCCCCAGGCAGAGCGCCUCUUCCGCUGCCGCUUCACCACCUCGCGGGCUUCGCGCCGUCCCAGCGCUGGGCGGAAGCUGGUGCUGCUGCGGGGCCGGUUCCAGGCCCCUCCCGGCCCCCCUGGGGCUUCCCCGGGGCUUUUUGUCGCCUUCUGCGCCCCCCUGGAUCCCCCGCCCUGGCCAUGCCCCGACUGCCUGCUGCUGCCUGCGUUCCAGAGCCGCCAUGCUCGCGACCUCGCCCUACUCGAUGUAUCUGACAGUGUCCUGAUCCACCUGGGCUAUGGGCGGGGGGAGCUCCUGGGUCGCUCCUGGUACCGGCUCCUGCACCCCGAGGACCUCAGCCACGUCGCCCGCCAGCACCUCCGUCUCGCAGGAGCAGGGGCAGAGGCACGAGGGGAGCUGGUGACGCGGCUGCAGCGCAAGGAUGGCCUGGGCUGGACGUGGGUCUACGCCCGACUGCGCCCCGAGGGCCCAGCCCUGCUCGCCCACAACUUCGUCAUCAGGUGA